Molecule: messenger RNA, 8421 nt
Organism: Oncorhynchus nerka (sockeye salmon)
Lineage: Eukaryota; Metazoa; Chordata; Actinopteri; Salmoniformes; Salmonidae
Gene: adpgk
Product: ADP-dependent glucokinase
Exons: 8
Coding region: 189-1673 (494 amino acids)
Biological process (GO): glucose metabolic process
Cellular component (GO): endoplasmic reticulum
Molecular function (GO): ADP-specific glucokinase activity
Source: RefSeq, a predicted model, not a curated record
CAUCAGCUAGCUAGUUAAUUUGUCACUAUGUGAGAGUCUUGUGCGUAUCCAUUGCAAUUCCACUGCGUAUUACAUUUUCAGACCGCUUUAUUUUCGCGCACACAAAAAAAUAGCAGGUUGUUAAAGUUACAAUAUAUAACUUUUUGGGCGACCCGACCAAAUUCGAAUAGAAAUAAGUCUGAGAAAACAUGUGGCGGAAGGCUGCGGGAGCUGCCCUGUUGGCCUUGGCCGUUGGAUACUUCUACCACACCAACCCUGAGCUGCCUCAACAAGUUCUCCAGUACUUGUCCCUGCCUCAUCCAUCCACUCAGAGCGACCCAACCUUGGAGCAGGUUAUCUCCACUGCCUGGGAGACCCUAAUAACGGCCCCCGCCAGUCAGUGGGGCAGAGUGGCAGUAGGGGUGAAUGCAUGUGUGGAUGUUGUGGUGUCGGGGAUAGGACUGCUACAGGCUUUGGCUGUGGAUCCUGGGUUGGGCCGUGACCAUGAAGUGUUACACUCUAAAGAGGACCUGAAAGAGGCUUUCAUCCACUACAUGGAGAGGGGGUCCGCGGCGGAGCGUUUCUUCACCGACAAAGAGGUCUUCCAGAGGAUUGCACGGGCCGCUGCAGAGUACCCUGGUGCUCAGCUAUAUGUUGGAGGAAAUGCUGCUCUCAUUGGACAGAAACUUGCCACAUACCCUCAGCUGAUGGUUCUGCUAUGUGGGCCUGUUGGGCCUAAACUACAUGAGAUGCUGGACGAGCAAAUCAUUGUACCCCCCGAGUCCUUGCAGGAGACUGAUGAAUAUCACCUAAUUCUGGAGUACAAAGCAGGGGAGCAGUGGGGUGCGACACGGGCUCCCCAAGCCAACCGCUUCAUCUUCUCCCAUGACGUGUCCAAUGGGGAGAUGAGAGCACUGGAGAUGUUCGUGGCCAGCCUGGAUGAGUUCCAGCCAGACCUGGUGGUCCUGUCCGGUCUGCACAUGAUGGAGGGCCAGGGGAGGCAGAUGUGGGAGCAAAGGCUCAAAGAGGCAGUGGCGGCCAUUUCUGACGUCCGCAAUGCGGUACCCGUCCACCUGGAGCUAGCAAGCAUGACUGACAAAGACUACAUGAACAGCAUCAUGCAAGAGCAGGUCAUGCCCAUAGUGACAUCCAUCGGGCUGAAUGAGCAGGAGCUACUUUUCCUCUCCCAGGCCGGCACAGGGCCUCACGCUGAGCUGGCCUCCUGGGGGGGCAUACCGGAUGUAGGCCGCGUCAGUGACAUCCUCCUGUGGGUCCUUGAGCAGCAUGGACGCAGUGACCCCGAGUCGGAGGCUGACCUCACGCGUAUCCACUUUCACACUCUGGCGUACCAUGUCCUUGCCACUGUGGACGGGCACUGGGCCAACCAGGUGGCCGCCGUGGCAGCAGGGGCCCGUGUGGCCAGCAUCCAGGCCUGCGGCCUCCAAAGCAUAGAUGCCAGUAAGGUGGUCCUUAGAGCUCCGCUGGAGUUCCACAGCUCCCACGGCGAACUUAGAGAGAAGUUGUCCCUGAACCCAACUGAGCCUGUCACUGUUUGGCACCGUGGCAACGUGACCUUUCACCUUGCACCCGUGCUGGUCUGCAAGCAGCCACUCCGGACAGUAGGGCUUGGGGACGCCAUCUCAGCAGAGGGGCUCGUGUACUCUGAGAUCAGGCCACAGCUGCCAUUUUUGUGAGGUCCUUUUUUGUUGCACUCUUGUUCUUUUAUUGUAUGGUGGUGUGCACCAUAUCUCCCCAACCCCAACCAACCAGUGAUGUCUUUACCUGUACUGUAGCUUUUUCUUGGGUUGAAAUUCUGAUCCUUGGUUAGCUAAGUAUUUUGCACUGGGCACAGUUUAAGCCAUUUCUGUAACUCCAAGGAGUUGUGCUGGGUUACCUCUGAUUUCAUUUGCCUUGUGAAAAUUCUAUGUAAAUGUUUGUGUACAAAGACAAUGCCAAAGCUGCUUGUCAGUUUGGUUUGGAGGGGGGAAAUGGAAAAACAUUCAGCGAUAUGGUCUCCAUAAGUAGCGGUGCGAUUUCAGACAGGGUUUGAGCUUUCAUGCUGCACAAUAGAGGAGCAACCUCCUGUGCACAUAUGCAGAUGCUGAACAGUGCCAAUGAGUUCAGCCUCUUGCAUCACACUCUUUUGGAAGUUUAUUUUCACAUCAUCUCGCUGAGUCUUAGUUCAAUUUCCUUCAAUAAUCUUUUCUUGUUGACCCUGUUCAGAACAAGCUCCCUCAUCCAAGCACUAUAGUUGGGGAAAGUGGGGUAAGUUGAGCCAAAUGGUUAGUUGGGCCACCCCUUGUUUCUAGGAAACUAUACAUUUUGUGUAUCAUGUGACCAAAUAUUUAGGAAGAGGUCAUAAUUUCAUGGAGUCUGGGAAGGAAGAAACCACAUGGAAAAAGUGGUCCAAAGGGUAAAAAAAAAAAAAAGAUUUUCACUGUCAAAUGAAUUUCUGUUAUAGGUUUCAUGUUUGUAUCUAAACCAAAGUAGAUUGUUUUAUACAUCAGUUGCCGCUUCUAUAAGCUGCAAUAUGAGGUCCUAAACCUAGCAUUAAAGUGCAUCCUUGUAGCUACAGUAUAUGGGCUAAUAUAGUCAAUGUUUGCCUCGAGGUAAAUUGAACCAAUCACUACCAUACCCCAUACAAAUGAUGAUUAUUUGGUUAGUUUUAUGCACAAUAUGCAUAGUAUUUUAGCAAUGUGUCAUGCAUAUGAACUCGAGUAGUGUAUUUUUAUUGUUACAGCGCAGACAUCAUGCCACGUGUGUACAAACGUAAAACAAGCAGGGGUGUAGCCCCCCUUUAGCUUCUUGAGAGCAGCCAAGGAAGGGAAGAAGUCCAUUCAAGCAGCAGCAGCAAUGGAUGAAAGAAAUGUACUGAAUGACACCUGAAGAGGUACUAUAACGUUUAACCGCGAGUAAAAUACAUGUCCGCCACCAGGCAUUAUACACAAGGCUCAUUCCUCUGCACAGGUGUUGCUGCUACCUGGCAGAUCUGGAUAGGUAUUUUAAAUAUCAGCCAUAUACACAUGUUAUAACAAUCUGUCAGUCAAUGACACCGUUGAUGUGGCACGCAAACAUUGGUUGAUGCAUGCAAUGUCUGAGCAGGGGAAUGUGACCAAGGUCUUAUCUGACGACAUGGAGUCUGUCUUGCUAAACAUAUCAAGAAUCUUGCAGACCAGUUUUAUGGGCUUAGUAGCCUCAAAUACAGAGAACAUGCCUAUGAUUUGGCACAUCAAAACUACUUCUGUGUCCCAGACAACUGCUUAAGAAAUUGAAUAGUAAGUGGUAUUGAACAGCGAGAUCUAUAUCAAUGUAGGCAUACAUUUAACAUAUACAAUAUACCACACUCUCAUCCAUGAAUUAAACAUUGCCCUACCAGCAUCAUCACCCACUUAGGGUAAGUUGUGCCUAGAGACCACUUUUUGUGGACAAGUAUGUUUUCAAAACGUAUACUAUAUUUCCCUUGACAUAGUGAUGCUGAAUGUAAAAUAGUAGUAGAAUCUCACAAAUACAUCCCCUCAUUACAAUCAAUACAACACCUGUGCAAACUGGGGCUGAAGUUAACCACCCAGACAGUUUUCUGUGGAGAUUUGGUCAUUUAGUUUUCAUUUGGCCAAAUGAUAGUAAUAGUGAACUAUUAGGGCUUCAUUCAGGCUUAAAGUGUCCCUUUAAAGUGUCCCCUUUUUUAAUGGAGCCUUUACAGGUUUCCAUGUCAUGCAGAUGAUAGGACCUGUUCAAUACCCACAAAGUGCAGUAGGAAGGGUUGUGACUGACAUGUCCUAUGACACGCCCAGCAGACAAGGCUGGUAUGGAAGAUUGCUCACCCAUUGCACCCCUUGGGGUCCCGAAAACCGAGGUUGGGAAACGCUCUUUAGCACAUCUGAUGAGACUGCUAUCUAUUCUAGUACUUGGCUGCUGUCCUCUGGCUAGCUGUUUGCCCUGUCACUCUCUGUUUGAAUACUUUGAAUGCCAGUAGCACACAAAAGCUGUACUCCUACAGCUGUCAUGACAUCCACCUAAGCCGUAAAUAAUAUUUGGAUCUCUUGUCCGCAAUGGCAGACGUACACAAGCAUUCCAAGCCCAUCUGUAUCCUUGACUCACAACUGGGUCAAGCAGAUUAUGAGGGGUGAAGUGUGCCAGUGAAAUACUUCAUAUUAUUGUGAAUUGUCACUUUUUGUUCAGCUAUUUUGAUCAACUUUACAAGUAAACAUGUAAAUUAUACCUGUUACACUGCAACUAAUGAAGCCCCUUGUUAAAACUCCUACAAAGACGGAUUGUUACUGAUGUUAAAACUCCUACAAAGACGGAUUGUUACUGACAGGGUGCUGUUGGACAUUGCACACAGCAGACUGUGAUGAAAGUCUGCAGACCCAGUAUGACGAGAGUACGAUCUAGUACUUUUCUGUUGUCCUCUGGCUAGCUGCUUCCUCUAGCUUCUGCCAGUGACUGAAUGAUACAAUGAAUAAUGCAAAGAUGUACUUCUACGGCUGUGUAGUCUACUCUGCUGCUGUCAGGACAUCCACCUCGCAGCCGGAAAGUACUAUGUUAAUCUCCAGUCCACAAUGGCGGACGUACACAAGCAUUCCAAGCCCAUCCUUGACUCACAACUGCAUCAAGUGCAGAUUGUGUGGUGUCCAGCCACUAUGUAAAGUCAAGCAAUAGAAUAAAACAUAAUAUUAAUAUUCAGAGUUGCUGCUGUCCACCCCAGCUAAUUUGUAAAGAUUUAGGGCUGUCUUGUUUAUCCUAUGUAGGACAUGCCACAUGGGCAAUUCAACAUGUUAAUAAUUCCUGGUAACUGAUGGAGCCCAUCAUUUCUACGUCUUGGUAUACGCCAUGUUUAUUGGUUUCACAUCAAUUGUGACCUUGAGUAAUUAAGUAGAGGAAAGAUCAAUUUUAAAGUAUUUGAAAGCACCAUCCAUGCUCAAAUAUCACUUACCUUACUGCUAUAAAGAACUGGAAAGAUUUUUUUGUUGUUUUGAUGCCCUAGGUACAUUUUUGCUUUGUUGCUGCGAAACUGAGAAUUGGGAUGGUACAAAACAGAGCAAUCAUAAGCUAUGCAGAACUUAUUUGUCUCGAAUCUCAUUGCUUUCUUAGCCUGGUGGAACCAGACAAAGCUUAUGAUAACUCACAUUGUUUCACUUAAAUGAAACUUGAGCAUAGCGGUCAGUCUGCUUCAUAUAGAUCCUAUUAAAUUACUAGAGAGCCUAUGUCAUGAACCCUCAAAGUUCCAUAAUGGUAUGAUAAUGGCAGCCAUUUUGGUCAGGGAGAAAUCCAAACCACUCUAGUUGCGGGAAAUGGGUUCAUGUUAAUUGAACGCAGACGUUCCAUUGACCAGAAUGGCGCACAAUCAACAAAUCUGAUCUAACAAUUUGGAGAUUCUUCAAAUCAGUCAUGAUUUAUGUAUUGUAACAGGCCCACAAUGUGCUUACUUGAGUCCGAUUUUGAUACAUUUGGCUGUUUUUGCUGCAUGUAGAGGCUGUCCCUUUUCAGGUUUAGAAGUGACUGCUAAAUGCGAACUCCCGUUCGUAUAAACUGGUUAGCAUAGAGAAAUCACUGUUGGUAGUGGGUCGUUUUUAACUGUAAUGCAGUUGAUCGGUAACGAUGACAUGAACAUGUGUUGGGGUUGGCAUCCAUACAAGCAUUAUAUUCUGUUUACCUCAACAUAGUGUGAAAUACACAUAAACAAUUGUCUAAAUGUAGACUAAUGUUGCUGAAUUGCGUUUCCAUGGCAAUUCCAUUGUUUUGGUAGAGUACGUUUGACCUUUAUACCGCAUAUAUUUCGAAUGACUAGCAGAAGAGGCAUAGGUGAUGCGUUUCCUGCUUGUACCUAUGCAGGAACAUAAAAGGCAUGCGAUAUCAGAAAUUGUGUAAUAGAAUUGUCAACCUAAAAUACUGUCAUAAUUAUAAAUACAGUUUAUACAGGUUUUAUUCCAAUGUUCUGUAUAAAUAACCUCUAAAAUAUGUAAACCGACCAUAAAUGUCCACAUUUUGGUUUUCUUGGAAAGCUGUGAGUGUUAUUAUAUGAGUACUUCAUAUCAUCAACUGAUUUCAGACAGUGUAUGGCUGUGGAUUGACUGCAUUGUUUGUUUGGAAUGUUAAUUAGAAAACAUUUAUGGAAUCAUUCCACUAAAACUGGUUGGCUAGCUAACAAACAUACAGUGCAGAUAAUCUUCAAAUUCAUUGUUUUACACAAUAGCGUAUCCAGUGGUGGCUGGUGGCACUUUAAAUGGGGAGGACCUGCUCAUAGUAAUGGCUUGAAUGGAAUGGUAUCAAUCACCAACCAUCCUCCCCUCAACAGCUUCCCCUGCUCUUAUCACAGCACUGGCUGACCAUGGUUGACCAACUCCCUUACCAAAAUGGCUGAUCUUUUAUACUGUCAUGAGAAGGUUCAUGUCCAUUCUAGUAUUCUAAUUCCUAAUUCUAUCGUCUGCUUGACCAAGCUACUGCUUUAUUGUAUGGUCAUGGGAAUGUGCCUGUCUUCUUUGACAGCUCUGUGUUGAAAUAGUGACUGUAAAUAUGCAUUUAGUAAGAAAUUGAGUAUUCCUUUUCAUUGCAGUGAAAAUGUUAGGUACAAUGGUUUGGUAAUACAGUUCGAGAGUUGCUAGGGUUUUCAGGGCAUUCUUCUGAGGCUGGUGAGACAUAUGCCUACUUCCUUCGCUGAUUUCAUCUGUUGUUUUUGUUCGAUAAAUUCACAUCCUACCGUUUGAUUGACACUCAUCAUUGAGGAUGUUGCCCCUUGGAUGGAGCUAUGAUCAAAUUUGGGUGUAGCUGCCAUCAACCACACCUUUUAUAUGCAUAAGUAGGUUUCACAAAUUUUUGUCGGCAAUAUGACAUCAUACAUAUCGUGGUUACUUCCUGCUUACAGAUACUACCACCAACAACAAUAUUCAAGGUGCAGUGGCUAGCUGUAGAUGCGAGCAUAGGUUAUUUACUACUAAUUUUCCAAAGAUAAUUUAGCAUUUACCAGGUAUCAUUAAAGAAGCAUUCUGCCUUGUUCGUGUCUAGUUUAGUCAUUUGUAGUUCUACUGAGUUUUCAGCACUUUAAAAUGAGACUAUUUGAUGUAAUUUCAUAUUAACACCCAUGUCUUACUGUCAAGGAUAGCAACAGUUAUGCUAGCUCAUUAGGCGGAAACACUGCAACUUAACAACUAGACCUCCUUUUGAAGUUUACUUCAACUGGUACCGGGCUACCUUCAAACAAGUUUUGUAAGUGUCCUAGAGCAAAACAACCAACACGUUCGUGAGAGUCUCACCUUUCCAUAGAGUGGUCAUAUUAGUUUGUAGGUCAAACCGUUCGGACACUACAGAUGUUUGUGAGAAAAACGAUUUUUGGUAUGUUUCAUGGUCUGACAAACGCUGCUGUAGCUCGGCCACCUUCCCCCACAGAUGUGGAAGGCUGUCAUUGGCGUAUGCGGUGGAUUGAGACGCAGCCCAUGCAACAACAACAAAAACAUCUCUAGUUUAAAACACGGAUUUUGAUGGGUAUGUUUUUAUUAUGUUGAUUAGAUUUCCGCGGGGGCGCGGACAUCGACUCUAUGGGGUUAAAAUGUUUAUGAAAAUAUAUAUGGAAGUAGUUUAGUGCCAAAAAAAGGGGUUAAAUAUGGGAAUUAAAAAAUAUAUAUAAUUUCAGAUAUAGGACAGACACUUUAAAACAAACUUCCUUUUGAGUCUGAAUCUGUUACUCAAUGCGUUGCUAUGGGCAGUAAGUAAGCAGUAAGUUUCCCCCAAAAAAUACAUUUGCUUUAAUAUAUUGAUACCUAAAUGGGUCCUAAAAUUCUAUAUCAGAUAACUAAAUGAUCCUUGGUAUGACCAUCGUAAAACACCCACCAGCCCUAUAAUUUGUAAAUAUUUCACAAAUAAAUCAGACACCAUUCUCUUAAAAUAUAGUAUUGGUUUGAAGAUCAAAUACAGCUUCAGUUGACUGAGCCCUUGAUAAUGGGGCAGUUAUACACAAAAUACUCCAUAUGUACAUACAUUGUUUGUCGAUUAGCAGAGUAUGGAAAUCCAUUUUUCCAGUACAAGUAGCUGUGUAAUAUGUGGGGAAAUAAUCUGUGAAUUUUAGAGAUCAAAUGUUUUUUUGUGUGUCAGUGAUAUGCUUAGAAUUUUAGUGAGAAAAUCAGGAAUUUGUCUUAAACUUUGUCUACAACCGUACGGUUGACUCCAUAAUGUUAAUCAUGGGCACAAUCUGGAAAUAUACUGUACUCUCACCACAAUCAUGUGGACCUUGAACAUAUGAGUACAAUAAUUAUUUAUUAAAAAUCUAUUCUAAAAUAUAAAAUAAUUAUUACUCAAGAAUUGUUCAGACUUUUGUGAAUUAGUGUCCAUUAUGCAAAGUCUUAUUGGAUUCCCUUUUCUUUUGUCAUCUGAUGUUAAGACUGGAACUCAACUGGCAUCUUAAGUUUGGAAAUGUUUUUAUAUUAAUAAAGUCUCCUAUUUUCAUGUCAA